ACCGGCUACAGAAGCGACUGAUUUGAACGCGGAAGCUUAACGUGAUUUUGUAGUCGGCAUCCAGCAGUAAACAUGAUUUAAGCCGUCAGUAAUUAUUAGCCGUGACUGUCAGUUCAUUAAAAGAAAAUCAAGACUGUUUAUCGAGCAAAUAUGUCGGACAGCAGCGGCUCAGUCGGCCUGUUUUCUUAUGAAACACUGGUUCAUGCAGUGGCAGGUGCGAUGGGCAGUGUUACAGCAAUGACAGUGUUUUUCCCUCUGGACACAGCCAGGAUCAGACUUCAGGUGGAUGAAAACCGCAAGUCUCAGUCCACCCCCAUCAUUCUGGCUGAGAUCGCCAAGGAGGAGGGCGUAUUGUCUCUGUAUCGGGGCUGGUUCCCGGUCAUUUCCAGCCUGUGCUGCUCUAACUUUGUCUACUUCUACACGUUCAACACACUGAAGAGGGUGAUGGUGACCGACCGCUCGAGACCCAGCACAGAUCUGCUCAUGGGCUUCAUAUCAGGAGCGGUCAAUGUUCUGCUGACAACACCAAUGUGGGUGGUGAACACACGGCUGAAGCUCCAGGGCGCAAAGUUCAGGAAUGAAGAGCUCCACCAGACCCACUACAAGGGCAUAGUUGACGCCUUCUCUCAGAUCAUCGCUCAUGAGGGAGUCGGGACGCUGUGGAACGGGACGCUGCCAUCUCUUGUUCUCGUCUUUAACCCUGCUGUGCAGUUCAUGUUUUAUGAGGCCAUGAAGCGAAAAGCCGGACGUGGAGGACGAAAGAUCUCCUCAUUCGAGAUCUUUCUCAUCGGUGCCAUCGCUAAAGCUAUCGCAACGACUGCGACGUAUCCUCUGCAGACGGUUCAGGCCAUUCUCAGGUUUGGCCAGUAUAAAUCAGAUGAUAAAGGUGGGCUGGUGGGCAGCCUGAGGAAUGUGGUUUCUUUGCUAAUGGACCGGAUCAAGAGACACGGGCUGCUGGGUCUGUAUAAAGGUCUGGAGGCGAAGCUGCUUCAGACGGUGCUGACGGCGGCACUCAUGUUUGUGGUGUACGAGAAGAUCACCGCCGCCACAUUCAGACUCAUGGGCCUUCAGAGGAAACUCAAGCACUGACAACACACACUCUAGCCUUGAGUACCGAGAGAUUGACCCACCACUACCUCUCUAACACACACACAUUGGUAUUGGUGGUUUAUGAGGACUCUCCAUAGGCGUAAUACGCUUAAGUUUAAACAGCUAGGGCUGACCAAAGUGCUCUACAUUAACACAAAUAGCAAUAAUAAUCAGGGUCAGACUAUCUGCGGAGCUUUUCACUCAUUCAUAGUGUUUUAAAGACUAAACGUUUGCACUUCAACACAGUUUUAAGUCUGAAUUAGAAUUAAAUAGAUCUAAGAGUUAUAUUUUACCUGUUUACUCUUAGUAAUAUUAAAUACUCAUGAUUUUAAAACAGAUAAUUAAAACAGCAUUUUUCUAGGGAAAUGUUACAUCGUGAGAAAUAUUGUUAUCGCAAUACUCAACACCAACAUCGUGUACUUUUCCAGUAUCAUGCAGCCCUAGCUUUUUUAUUUUGAAUAAAUUAUUUGAAAACAGCAAAUAAAAAUAGAAUUUUUUCCAUUAUAUUGUAGUAAUCAUCAACAAUAUCGCAUAUUUGUUUCAUUAUUGUGCAGCGCUACUCUAAACCUAAACCAGUGGCAAUUUAAAAUGUGAAAAGACCUCGUUUAAAGGGUUUUUUAACGGUUUUGAAUUACGAGGACACAAAGUAUGUCCUCUUAACCCACCUUAACAGAGUACAUAUAGAUUAUAUUGCCCUACCCCUAAAUUAGAGCUGCACAAUAUAUCGCUAAAUUACCGUUAUCGCGAUCAUGGUAUCGCAGACACAUGUGAUUAAUUACAUUUAUUUUAUGUGCUGUUGAUCUAAAGUUGACCAAUCAGAUGGGACCUUGCUUCUUAUAGCCCCGCCUUCCCAGUAGUUGCUGUUUUGCUAUUGGCUGGAGAGUCGCAGAUGUGAAAAUAAUCAGUAAUGGCGGGAAAAUGACAACAGCCAAUUAGAGUCAGACAAUGAGGUUUCACUCAUUCAUUGUGUUUUACAGACUAAAGCUGCAGUCACAUUAGAGUUUGAGCAUGUGAUAUUCUGUCGUACGGCGCUGCGAAAAGGGGCGGGAUAAAACAAGCUUAUUAGACAUUUAAAAAAGUGAGCGAUUGCUCCUUGUUAAAUUUCUGUCCAGAGAGGUCAUGUUUUGAUCCUUGAUUGUUCUUACGCAGUCAAGUGAUGCGAUUUCGCAGGUCAGAGUUCACCAAGCUUAAACUUGCGAAAGUGGACGCAUGAUCCUGCGUUUCCGAUCUGACGCAUUUGCAUGCGCAUGAGUGGAAGACUAUGGGAGGAAAAGCCAAGCGUGACCGCAGCUUUAAUGUUUCCCUCUUGACAGUUUUUAAGCCUGAAUUAAAAUUAAUUAGAUCUAAGAGGUAUAUUUUACCUGUUUAUUUUAAUAUUAUUAAACGAAAACGGCUAAUUAAAACAGUAUUUUUCUAGGGAAGUGUUACAUCGUAAGAACUAUCAUUAAUCACAAUACUUAACAUCAACAUCAGAUUUUUCCAGCAUCAUGCAGCUUUUUAUUUUAAUAUUAUUAAAUUAAUUGAAAACAGCUAAAAAAAAAUAGGAUUUUUUUUCUAUUUUAUUGUAAUAAUGAGCAACAAUAUCGCAAAUAUUUUUCCAUUAUUGUGCAGCGCUACUCUAAACCCAAACCUACGGCAAAUUCAAAUGUGAAAAGACCUUGUUUAACCUGACUUUUAACAGUUUUGAAUUACGAGGACACAAGGCAUGUCCUUGUAAACCACCUUAACGGAGUCCAUAUAGGUCAUACCCAUGAAUUUUUGUCCUUGUAAACCACCAAAGUCAGUGCACACACACACAUAUCCCAUCAGCCAGCACAGGUCAGUUUAAAGAAAAAAAAUCUUAAGUUAUAUGCAGUUUUAGUUUUUAACAUGUUACUUUUCUAAAAAAAUGUUUACAUGAUCAAGUUACUGAUGUUUAACAUCAUGUAGAGCUAAAAGGCUAAAUCUGUGCCACAUGAGUCUUCUGUUAUUUCUAAAGCAAAGCAUUCAUUUUUUCUGAAUUUAAAGGGAUAGUUCACUCGGAAAUGAAAAUUUUAAAUAGAGUUUAGAAGAUAUCCUGAAGAAUACCUACCUUUUUUUUGUGCAUUAUUAUUGUUAUCUUAAUUAAUAUUAAUAUUAUUGCACAUUAUGAGUCUUGUAUGUUGUUACAAUGGAAGCCUGUUUUCCAGCAUUCUUCAGAAUAUCUUCCUUUGUGUUCAACGGAAGAAACUUAUAUAAAGUUGAGGACGAGUAAAUUAUGUCAGUUUUCAUUUUAGCGUGAACUAUUUAAUUAAAGAUGAUCGUCAAGUACAAAAAAGCCAUUUCUGAUCAGCACCAUUUUCAUGAUUUUAAAGUAAAUAUUAUUUUAGACCUAUGAAGUAAACAGUAGCUAUGCACAUUUUUGCAUUAAAUUGACAAAACGUAUAAUAUAUUGAAUGAGAACAUCGUAAUUUUAUAUUCUAAUCCUCAUUUUUUUGUCGGACCCUGAAUACUGUAAUAUGAUUAGUUGGUUGUUUAUAUUUUAGUGGGGACUAACAAAUAGUUUAGUUACCUUGCUAAAACGAUGAAACCUUUAAUCCUUAUUUAAAAUACUCAUUGGAAAAACCCGGGAGUGCUACUAAGGGUUGUUUAUUACUUAAAAAAAAAACAUAUACACUCACCGGCCACUUUAUUAGGUACACCUUACUAGUACCAUGUCAGACCCCGUUUUGCCUUCAGAACUGCCUUAAUCCUUCAUGGCAUAGAUUCAACAAGAUACUGAAAAUAUUCCUUCAUAUUGACAUGAUAGCAUCACACAGUUGCUGCAGAUUUGUCGGCUGCACAUCCAUGAUGCCAAUCUCCCGUUCCACCACAUCCCAAACUGAACUGCAGCAGAUCGUCUUGAUCAUGUCUACAUGGCUAAAUGCAUUGAGUUGCUGCCAUGCGAUUGGCCGAAAAGAAAUCUGCAUUAACGAUCAGCUGGACAGGUGUACCUAAUAAAGCGGCCAGUGAGUGUAUGUUGCAAGCAAUGUCAGUAAAGUCACCAUACAUGGUUCCACAACAUAUAAACUGACAUUACGCACAUAAACGUUGGCCAGAUUAACCACUAAUUAUAUCUUGUUAGCAGCUAAUAUCAUUAAAGCAAUAAAUGGGUCUAGAAAUGACCACCACAGUGCAUCUAAAAUGUCUUAUAGUCCAUUUUUAUGAUAGAAAAAGUAGCAUAAAAUAAUAAAUGAUGAAUGUGUGAACUUAGAAAACUAAAAAAUGUCAAAUUGAGACAUCAGAAUCAUAACUUGUUACUGUAAUCAUAAUGAGAAAGUGGCUAAUAAUAAUAGCACUCAAUUGAUAUGGGGCAUUAUAUAGUAAUAUUUAAAAGAAUAAUUUCACAGGCUAAUAAUUUUUGUCUUCAACUGUGCAAUAAAAUGGAUAAAUAAUUAUAAAAAAUAAGCAGCAAUAACGUACAUAGAGGAUGUUGAAUUUAUUGCAUUAAUUAGCAUAGCUCUCAAAUUAUGAAGAAAAUAUGUCAAACAUUUUUAUUUACAUGUACUUACAAGAUAGCUAUUGCAAUUCGGCAUUGAUGAAAGGCAUUUAAAAGCGUUGAGUGUAGACAUGAGCUAUUCACACCAGAUCUGCCUUAAAUAAAUGUAGUUUACAGACGUCUGAUCUGCGAGUCUGAAGACUGGACAACAAAACAGUUACAGGCUACUAAAGCUUUGUACUAGAGUUUUUUUGUUAACUUUUAAAUAGCAUACAUUUUGUAAAUUAAUUUUGUCCUAGAACACAUUAUUCAACUGUAUGUGCACUUUUUUGGCAUGUUUUUAUGAAUGGCAAACCGCAUAUGAAUGCUAAUAAAGAUUUAAGAAGUCCUGCUCA
Molecule: messenger RNA, 4920 nt
Organism: Danio rerio (zebrafish)
Lineage: Eukaryota; Metazoa; Chordata; Actinopteri; Cypriniformes; Danionidae
Source: RefSeq, a predicted model, not a curated record